CCUUGACUAUCUUCUCGACCUCAUUGUAGUUAUCAAUGGCUUCUUGAGAAUCAGAGGUAAAGGAGAUCUUGUCCACAAUUCUUCUUUCUUCUUUGUGCAAACUCUUUUCAAGUUCAUUUUGGAACUCGUUGAUGAAGUAGUGCUUGCAGAGGCGAGGCAUCAUGUCAUGGAGCUCUUUCUUGAGUGCAUUGCAGUAGCAGUCUACUGCCUUUUACACCUCUGCAAUUAUUGAAUCUUCACUUUUGGGAAUUUCGCUUAGGUUUGCCCUUUACAGUCGAUGUUGAAGGCUUAUCUUAAUACAUAUCAUGUAUUGAGAAAUCUUUAUUAAAAGUUUUGGAAUUGAUCAUUCCUUCUUCAAGUGUAUCAUCAUUAGAGUUUUGGCCAUCCUGAGCUUCUUUUUUUUCUUUUAUAGGAUUUUGCGAAGCUGAAACAUCUUGAUUAGCUAAAUCUUCAGGCAAGAUACUAUUGUCAAGAGUGAUGAAAUAGUUUGUGACUUUCUCAGCAAAAUCCUGGUAAAGAUAUUUUGGUAGCCAUUAGUCAUUAAGGUUUUCAAAGUUUCGAGCAUCUCAGAAGGAUCAUGUUUUAGAUUCAUAUAAAAUUUGAAGUCAUAUCUAUCAAAAUCAAUGUUCUCUUUUCUCAUUUGUAGCAGCUCAAUGAUCUCCUCAGAAAUGCUAACAAACAGAGAGUUCAAAAUAUCUGUUGAUAUUUUAAUGAAUCUGUUACCAAGGCAAUAUUUACUUCCACAUAUUUUUACAAUUAUAUUUCUAAUGACAACUUUAAUCGAAGUCUUCACAUUCAGAGCAUAGUUCUUCAGAGGUUCUUCAAACUCCAUUACUUUUGCUUCAAUAAGUAUACUGAAGGCCCAUCGCUGCUCGAAAUUCUUUAGUGAUGGUUAUUAUAGUUUUGUACAAUUGCAUAAAUCAUCUCACCAGUGCAGUUUUUAAGCAAUCAAGCGGCUUGAUGUGCUUAUCGUAGCUUUAUCUUAUAACAUGCUUCACGUAGGCACCUCCAGAAAGCACUUUCUCAACUUCAUCAGGGUUUUCAUGCUCCAUCCAGUUGUGGAACUCUCUUGUGAUGCUGGUGAUUGCAGAGAAGAUCACUUCUGAGGCAUCUUCCUCAUUCUCACAUAUGUCAUGUCUUGAUAACAGAGCAAAUUUUUUAUUAUAUUUCUUGUAAGCAUCAAAGAUUUCUUCUUCAAAGUUUUGGAGGUUUUCAACUACACAAUCACAAAGAAUGUUCUGAAGUCAGUCUCUGAUCUUCUCAGUUCCGCAUCUCUUUAUUACAUCAUCAUAUUCAGAGUGAUUGCUGAACCAUUCAGUUUUGUGUCAAUCGUAUCUUCGAUGGUUUUACCGGAGUUUCGCUCAUCUUUGCUUCUACAUUUCAUUGUAUAAUAGCCUAGAGUAGUUUCGAAUUUGCUUCUAUCAAGAAGUCCCAGAAUGGAUUCACUCUUGUUCUGGUGUCCAAUAUCGAUCUUGGAGAGCACGGUAAUAGUUCUCUUAAAGCUCGGAUCGUGCUCUUUGAUAAUCGUUCUGAUAUAUGAGUUCUCAAAAUCUUCAUCAGAUCCAUGAACAAACAAGAUAAUAGUGUUUGAAAUUUUGACACACUUCUCAACCAUGGCUUCGAUCUUUUCUUUUGUGCUCUGGUCAAAUUUCUUGUCAACUUCAUGGAUCAUACCUGGGAGGUCUAGACAGCUUAAAGCAGCUUUGUUUUUAGUAUAUAUGUUAACUACCACUUCUUUGUUGGUUUCAAUAAUUUUCUUCGAUGUCCCCUCUCUACCCUCCUUGCUGUCUUCUUCAUCUCUUUGCUUUGUUUCUUCUUGGAUAGCUUCGUCACAGAUCUGUUCGACUUUGUCUCUAACCUCUUGCUCAUUUUUUGUUUCAAAAGAUUCUCCCACUUUGUAGCUGAUCCUCUCUACAUUCUGAUGAUGGACCUGGUAUCGUACACAAGCCUUAGUAGUAAUGCCUUCUCCUGAUGGCAUCAAAUCGACUCCAGUGAUGUUCGCAAUUAUUGGGCUUUUACCUUAGGACUGUUUGCCCAGUACAGCUAUCUGAGGUAAAUUGAUCUUGCCUU
Moneuplotes crassus is the source of this 2070-nucleotide messenger RNA. The record is from the annotation of a GenBank genome assembly. NCBI's taxonomy places the organism in Eukaryota, Ciliophora, Spirotrichea, Euplotida, Euplotidae.